UCCCCAGCCUCUCAGUUGGCCCGGUUCACUGCCUCACCUCUUUCAUUUUGCGCAAAACAGAUUUCCACAUCACUGGAUACAACUUCAAUUCAGUUUACUUCGAAACUUUCUACGUGUUUAUGAAUUGUCAGGAUUACACUGAAGUAUUUUCCGAGGAAGAGAUGCACAGUUGAGGUAUACUUCUCCUGUGGCAGUGUUUGACAUGUGGCUUCAUGUGGGGACAAUCCGCUGUUACUGUCUUACCAUGGCGAAGACUUUUUCAGUUCUUCCUCUGCUUGGUAUUAUAUUUGGAGUCAGCUGGGUGACAGCUAGGGAGCACAGGUUUGUCUCUGACCCUCCGACGCUGAACAUCACGAAUAAGACAUACAAAAUCAACACAGCCGACACGUUGGAGAUUAGCUGUAGAGGACGUCAGCUUUUGGAAUGGUACACUCCUUUCAACCGGACCGGCUCUGAAAGCAGGAUUAUCACAUCAGACUGUAGUGGGAAUGGACUGUUCUGUAGCACCAUCACACUCAUUGGGGCAAUGGCAAAUGAGACUGGAAAAUAUCGUUGUUCCUACAGAGACUUGUCUGUGGAGGAAGGGAAGACCUCUGUGUCAGUGUACGUCUUUGUGCAAGAUUACCGCAUGCCUUUUCUCCGGUUAUCUCAAGAGUUUGAGGUGGUAUUUAUUCAAGAAGGAGAGCAAGUGGUCAUUCCUUGCCUGGGCUCUGUGGAGGACCUCAAUGUCACUCUGUACAUGAAAUUUCCAGUGAAGGAACUGGUAACUGAUGGAAAAGACGUGUUUUGGGACAGCAAAAGAGUUGUGCUUCCUAGUCAUUUGAUUAGCCAUGCCGUUGUAGUCUACUGCCAAACUCGCAUCCAGAACGAAACCUUCCAAUCCGUGGCCUACGUUCUGGCUGUCGUGGGAUACAAAAUCUAUGACCUCAACGUAAGUCCUGUUCAGGAGAAGCGGGCAGUCGGGGAGAAGGUGACGCUCAACUGUACUGCAGUCACAGAACUUAAUGUAGCCCUUGAAUUUCAGUGGAUCCUUCCUCAGGACAAGAGAAAUCCCAACCAGUCCAAGAGAAGACAUUAUGACACUAGGCCCCACAAGAAGAAGCUGGGGAACUCUCUGGAAUUAUCGAACAUUCUGAUUUUGGAGAAUAUUACAAUCAAUGACACAGGGGAUUAUGUGUGCACAGCUUCAAGCAGAAAGAUGUCCAAAAGUAGUCGAGCAUCUCUUAUAGUUUAUGAGAAACCUUUCCUAGUGAUCCAUGAUCAGUCAUUUCAAACUGUGGAUGUAAAAAAAGGUCAAAGAGAAGCAAAGAUCCCUGUUAAAUAUUUUGCUUAUCCAGAACCGAAUACAAAGUGGUUAAAGAAUGGCCAUCCCAUCACUAGUGACGAGUACAGGAUAAAGCCUUCCAGAGAUGCACUCACUAUAUAUGAGGUCACCGAUAAAGACGCUGGGAAUUACACAGUGGUCAUGACCAAUAAAAUUACAAAAGAAGCUCAAAGCCGGACAUUUAAUCUACUGGUCAAUGCUCAUCCUAAAAUCUUUGAGAAGGAGGUACCAUUUGAUCGAAAUGUUCACAUGUUUGGCAGUAGCCCCACGCUCACCUGCACUGCUUUUGGUGGCUCCAGUCCUGUCUCUAUCCAUUGGCAGUGGAUGCCCAGUGAGGACUGUCCAGCUAAAUUUCAGCCCAGGUCAGAUAAGAUUGCAGAGUGUAAAGGGAAAUGGAGAGAGAUUUCAAACAACACGGGGGAAAACCACAUUGGCCAGCCCACCAGCUUCAUUGACAGCUCACUUAAGACUGUGAGCACACUGAAGAUCCAGAAAGCUGUGACCCAUGCACUGUUCAGAUGUGUUGCCUCCAACAAAGUAGGACAAGAGGACAGAGUCAUUAUAUUUCAGGUGGCACGUUACCUCGACCUGAGUGUGUUCCCCUCCAGGUUUCCCAUAGAGGAGGAGGAUGUGCUGCUGCGCUGUGUUGUUGACCGCAUGCUGUACUCCAGCCUGAGCUGGUAUCGAGUGCUUAAUGUUUCCAACCCGGCCGAGCUGCCUACCACCGUGCCUUGUGGCAGCCUCAGCCUGGCACCUCUCCCCAAAGCCAAUGCCACUAUUGCUGGCCAGAAGGGUGCCAAUGUCACACUGGACCUGUCAUUUCCCAGGGUGAGCUGGCAGGAAGAGGGUUUGUAUGCAUGCCGCAUGGAGAACACCGACAGCAGCGAGAGCACCUGCUUACUACAUAACCUGCGUCUCCGAGCUCUGGAGGCUCCCAAGAUUUUGAACAAUUUGAGUGAUCAGAGGGUGAAUGUAAGCAAUUCCACCAUGCUGGUGUGUGAUGUAAGGGGCACACCAACUCCUAUUAUCACCUGGACCAAAGACAACCAGACUGUUAUUAAGGGAUCUGGUGUUCUUCUGACUCAAUCAAAUAGCAUCCUGACCAUCCAGAGGGUAAAGAAAGAGGACAGUGGUCUUUACAUAUGCACUGCCUGCAACAAACUAGGAUGUGACUCCGUCCAGGCCCAGCUUACAGUGGAGGGCGCAGAGGAGAGGAUGAACGUGGAGCUGAUUGUGCCAAUUGGUGCCGUGGUUAUCGCCAUGUUCUUCUGGCUUCUCAUUGUCUUUGUCAUACGCAGCAGAAAACGGCCUACUGAUGGAGACAUGAAGACAGGAUACUUGUCCAUGAUCUUAGAUGCAGAAGACAUGCCAAUGGAUGAGCAUUGUGAGAGGCUAACCUACGAUGCCAGCAAGUGGGAGUUUCCCCGUGAACGUCUUAAACUAGGGGAACCGCUUGGUCGCGGGGCGUUUGGUCAGGUCCUGGAGGCAGCAGCAUUUGGCAUUGAAAAAGCCACCACAUGCACUACAGUAGCAGUGAAAAUGCUAAAAGAGGGUGCUACAUCCAGCGAGUACCGUGCCUUGAUGUCUGAGCUGAAGAUCCUUAUCCAUAUUGGGCACCAUCUAAAUGUGGUUAAUUUGCUAGGUGCCUGCACCAAACCAGGUGGCCCACUGAUGGUAAUAGUGGAAUACUGUAAGCAUGGUAACCUCUCCAGUUAUCUUAAGAGUAAGCGUGGAGAAUACAGCCCCUUCAAGAAGCAUAGGCCUCAGCUGAUGCAGGGCAGAGCUAGUGAAAUUGAACCAGAGCUGCAAGAAGGGGAUCUGGAUAUGGGCACUACUACACGAUUAGACAUAUGCACUGGCACUGCCAUCUGCUCUGGGCUGAGAAGUGAGUGGAGCGCCAAUCCUCAACUGGAUCAACAAGAAAGUUCAGACUGGGAUCAAUUGACUAUGGAGGAUCUCAUAAGCUAUAGCUUUCAAGUAGCCAAAGGAAUGGAGUUCCUUUCUUCCCGAAAGUGCAUUCACCGGGAUUUGGCAGCUAGGAACAUUCUUCUUUCUGAGAACAACAUUGUAAAGAUCUGCGACUUUGGCUUGGCUAGAGAUGUAUAUAAAGACCCAGAUUAUGUCCGAAAAGGAGAUGCACGUCUCCCUCUGAAGUGGAUGGCUCCAGAAACAAUCUUUGACCGUGUCUAUACAACACAAAGUGAUGUGUGGUCUUUUGGAGUACUACUCUGGGAGAUUUUCUCCUUGGGUGCGUCUCCAUAUCCGGGAGUGAACAUUGACGAGUCGUUUUGCAGGAGGUUAAAAGAUGGUACCAGGAUGAGACCACCUGACUAUGCCACCCCUGAUAUCUAUCAGACUAUGUUGGACUGCUGGAUGGAUCAUCCAACAGAUAGACCCACUUUCACAGAACUAGUGGAGCAUCUGGGCAACUUGCUACAGGCCAGCGCUCAGCAGGAUGGUAAAGACUAUAUACCACUGACAAUGGGGGAUGUGGAGGGAAGUUCAGGAGUCCCCCAGGUCAGAGUGACCUUAUAUAACAAUGCACCGAGAGCAAAAGGCUUAGAGACCCUGGUUAACUAUGACAAUGCUCCAUCAGUUGGAUAUGUGCAGCAUAAAUUUGAGGACAUUCCACUGGAACAGAGGUCAAUAAUGAAUGGACAGAUGGACUGUGAUUUGGGAUUAUCACCAGACAAAGUGAAAGCACUAAAUUAUCAAGCACAGAGGAUAGCAACAUUUAGUCCUAUUCUACGAUGUAAGAGUAAGGAAUCCGUGGCAUCCGAAUCAUCCAAUCAGACUAGUGGCUACCAGUCUGGCUACCACUCGGAUGACACAGAAACACCUGUGUAUGCCAAUGAGGAAAUGAUCCUGAAGAGGGACAUUUUGAUGAAGCCGCCAUUUCCCAAGAAGGACGACAAGUAUAACACCGAGGUCCGCUAUAGUACUCCUCCUGUUUGAUUGGAACCACCUAAAAACCCAUGACUAUAUGGAUAUACUAAGUGUUGGUCUUAUUGCAAUUGUGUUUUGCAAAUCCUUCCAGCCUGGAAUAGCAGACUCUCCCUUUUAUGCCAAGAGCAAUACAAAACAGACACGCUUCUGCUUAUGAUAGGCUGGUUCUUAGACAGGACAAAGCAACUAUUUGAUUUGAGCACAGCUCUUCUCAUACUCUGUUCAGUGGCAUUAUGGUGUUCUCUAUAGUGAUUAUUUAUAUAUGAUUUAGACAGGUACAUUUAUUCAAGUCAGCACAUCCUGAGCAUUAACAUGCUCCAUUCACAUGACUGUAACUUUGUCCGGAUUAUAAUCAGUGAGUAUAACAUACAUAACAUAUAACAUAUAGUUGAACACAGUGCCUUAGCUGAAACCUACACUACUGUUUUAAUCGCAAUUUAAGCGUGUGAGAUAGUCGUUCAAAUCUUUUCUCUUUAAAAUCUUUUUAAUAUAUAUUGUGAGUAUUUUUGGAGAAAGCCAUGUAAAUGGAAUCGUUGUUUACACAUAACAUAAGCUCAUUAAGACCACUCCCACUUCCUGUAAAAAGACACACCCCUUUCUUUCAAGCAAGAAAUAGCAACUGUAAUUUGAGUCACCUAAUGUGUUUCUUCUGUAUUUAUGUUAAUUGUUUUUUUUUUUUAAUUGCUCGGCCAGCAUUUUAAUAAAUCAGGAGUUCUUUUUGUUCUGUA
Silurus meridionalis is the source of this 4998-nucleotide messenger RNA. It is a transcript of the gene kdr, whose product is annotated as kinase insert domain receptor (a type III receptor tyrosine kinase). Gene Ontology annotation, biological process: positive regulation of kinase activity; positive regulation of angiogenesis; multicellular organism development. Lineage: Eukaryota; Metazoa; Chordata; Actinopteri; Siluriformes; Siluridae. The record is from RefSeq and is a predicted model, not a curated record. Gene Ontology annotation, molecular function: transmembrane receptor protein tyrosine kinase activity; ATP binding. Gene Ontology annotation, cellular component: signaling receptor complex.